AUGCCGCUGGAGAAGGCCGCCAGCAACGGCGAGGCCGCGGCUGUGAUGAUGCAGAAGAAGAACAGGAUUCAGGUCUCCAACACCAAAAAGCCGCUCUUUUUCUACAUCAAUCUUGCCAAGAGAUACAUGCAACAGUAUAAUGAGGUUGAGCUUUCUGCUCUGGGGAUGGCAAUCACUACCGUGGUCACAAUCGCUGAGAUCCUGAAGAAAAACGGGCUAGCUACUGAAAAGAAGGUAUUGACAUCUACAAUAGCCAUGAAAGAUGAAACCAAGGGCCGACUUGUUCAAAAGGCAAGGAUUGAGAUUGUGCUGGCCAAAACCGAAAAAUUUGACUCUCUGAUAGAAGCUGGCAGUCCUGCGCCCCCCGAGGCCGAGGCUGAGGCUGCUGCUGACAAUGAGGAUGGAAACAAACAGUAG
Messenger RNA from Diospyros lotus (date-plum), 417 nucleotides. RefSeq lists its product as uncharacterized. The coding region runs from base 1 to 417 and encodes 138 amino acids. The transcript is spliced from 5 exons. NCBI's taxonomy places the organism in Eukaryota, Viridiplantae, Streptophyta, Magnoliopsida, Ericales, Ebenaceae. Gene Ontology annotation, molecular function: RNA binding. Gene Ontology annotation, cellular component: nucleus. The record is from RefSeq and is a predicted model, not a curated record.